This is a messenger RNA of Eleginops maclovinus (Patagonian blennie), 13468 nucleotides long. RefSeq names its product ankyrin repeat domain 11 (gene ankrd11). Bases 561 to 9206 code for a protein of 2881 amino acids. The transcript is spliced from 14 exons. Gene Ontology annotation, molecular function: protein binding. NCBI's taxonomy places the organism in Eukaryota, Metazoa, Chordata, Actinopteri, Perciformes, Eleginopidae. The record is from RefSeq and is a predicted model, not a curated record. Gene Ontology annotation, biological process: anatomical structure morphogenesis.
GAAAACUGCUCGAAUGGGUUGGCGGAGAGGAUUAAAUCGAAACAAAAUAUGAUCUUUUGAUGGUUUACGUUCACCCAAGCAAGACUACCAGAGCACAAAUGGAGUGUUAAAGGUUCGUAGUAUGCGGUGACGAUGAAAUAGCUACGCUGUAAACGACUUUUCGUGGAUAUUUUAGUCUUUUUUUUUCGUUGGACGUGUGUUUGUUGGUCUACAUGGUUUUAACAAGCUAUCGCUAGCCUCGAUUCCCGUGAGCUGCUUUCGAGCUACGAUGGUUGUCGUGAGUUUAUGCGGAUGUCUCCGGACAAGUCUUUACUAAACCGACGGCGACAAAUGGGACCAUCCAGCAUCGGGCGAAAACAUCGCGGCGUUGACUAAACAUUAAAGAUUCAAAAUCUAUUUGAAUUUGUGGAAAUUCAGACGGAGGAUUCUGUGGACUCAGACGGCAGGUGUUUUUCUAGUUGGAUUUUAGCCCACUGACAUUCUCCCACAGCCAUGGAAUCGACGGUUGAUGACGAUGCAAUGGCAGCGUGAAUGAAGCUUGGCGUGGGGAGAGCUGAACGAUGCCCAAAGGUGGGGGUUCUAAAACCCCCCAGCUGGACCACUUCCCACUCAACACCGACAUGGUGGAAAAGCAGGGUGGGAAGAAGGAUAAAGUGUUGUCAAACAAGACUCCCAAAUUGGAUCGCAGUGAUGGGGUCAAAGAGAUGAAAGAAAAGGCCCCUAAAAGGAAGCUGCCCUUCACUGCCGGAGCUAAUGGAGACCAGAAAGAUUCUGACUCAGAGAAACCAGGUCCAGAGCGGAAGCGCAUUAAAAAGGAGCCCACCAACAGCCGGAAGGCGGGCUUGCCGUUUGGAAUGGGGAUGCCAGGGAUCCGGGCCGGGUACCCCCUCUCUGAGCGGCAGCAGGUGGCCUUGCUCAUGCAAAUGACAGCUGGGGAGUCCGUCAACAGUCCAGACACAACACCAAAGCAUCAGUCACAGUCCAAUCUGGGUCAGAAGGGAACGCCAAACUCUGCAUCUAAAACCAAAGACAAAGUGAAUAAACGUAAUGAGAGAGGAGAGACUCGGCUGCACCGAGCAGCAAUCCGGGGAGAGACACGCCGCAUAAAGGAGCUCAUCAGCGAGGGAGCUGAUGUGAAUGUAAAAGACUUUGCAGGCUGGACUGCAUUGCAUGAGGCGUGCAACAGGGGGUAUUAUGAUGUGGCCAAGCAGCUGCUGGCAGCCGGAGCAGAGGUCAACACCAAGGGUCUGGAUGAUGACACCCCUCUACAUGAUGCGUCCAACAAUGGACAUUUCAAGGUGGUUAAGCUACUUUUACGGUAUGGAGGGGACCCACGUCAAAGCAACAGGAGAGGGGAAACCGCAUUGAAGGUUGCCAACUCUCCGACUAUGCUGAAUCUGUUGUUAGGGAAAGGCACGUACACCUCAAGUGAAGAAAGCUCAUCAGAAUCUUCAGAAGAGGAAGACGCCCCCUCAUUUGCCCCAUCCAGCUCUGUCGAUGGCAAUAACACAGACUCAGAGUUUGAGAAGUUGAAAUUGAAAGGAAAAAACAUCGACCCUCCUAAAUGCGCUGUAACACCCAUCAAAGAUGAAUACGAAUUUGACGAGGAUGAUGAGGAAGAACGUGUCCCUCCUGUGGAUGAUAAACACCUCUUGAAAAAAGACUUCCGUAAGGAACCGACCCCCAAGGCCAACAGCUUAGUCGCCAUACCCAAGAUGGAGGUCAAAACCUAUUCCAAAAGCAACUCGCUUACACCAAAGAAAACUGUUAGGCGGAUCGUCUCUGACAGUAACAGCUCAGACGAGGAUGAUAGGACGUGUUUCACGCCCGCACCUACGCCACGGCAACAAGUCCAGCAAACAAACACCAAGACUAGAGACUCUGGCAACAUGAGCUCUAAACAACAAAAAGACAAAAAUAAAGUCAAAAAGAAACGAAAGAAGGAGAGCAAAAAUAAUGUCAGUAAAGAAGUCAGGUUUGGAAAAGCCAACGACAAAUUCUGUACAUCGGACUCUGAUUGUGGAGAUAUGGAAAGUGAGGAUGAUAAGGGUUCGAACAGUCUAAAGGACUCUUCUGCAAUGAGCCUGAAAGACUCCCCUGGCUUUAACGCUUCGUCCUCCUCUUCACAUGGAAACUUGAACUCUCAGAAACAAGCGCCAUCAUUAGCAGAACAGCAUCCAAAGCAGUGGCGGACAGAUGGCUGGAAGACUGUGUCAUCUCCUACAUGGUCAGAUGUGAGCUCUCUCUCAGACUCAGUCAGAACAAGACUCUCCAGUGAGUCUGAUUACUCUUCUGCUGAUUCCAGCGUAGAAUCAGUAAAACAAGUUAAAAGGAAAGCGCAGGAGAACAAAAAGAAGAAUAAUAAUGUGCACAGUAGCAUGGUAGACAAGAAAAAUUCUGAGCUUUACAAAAACUCUAAUGCAGACAGUGCAGCCUCCAAAACCGAUGUCGACGGCAAAGUGCUGAAAAAGCAUAAAGUAAAGCACAAGCACAAGACUAAGGAAAAGGACAAAGCCCCCAGUCUAGUGCUUAAUCAAGACAUGAAUGAGAAAUUUGUCAAGAGCUAUUCUUUUGAUUUCGACGAUUCAAGGCAGAAGUCUCUAAUUGUUGAGUCAGAAUCGCCAGCUGAGGGCAAGGUCAAGUUAUCCAAACAUGAAAAAGACCACUCCAAAAAGGAAGAUAGGCUUUCCAAAAGCAAGUCGGAGGAUAAGGAUUGGUCUUCUGGAAAAGAUGUGCACAGAACCCUAAAAGAGGAGAAAAAUAAGAAAACAAAGGACUCCACAAAGGACAAGACGAAUAAGGAGGAGCGGGAGAAGCCUUUAAAAUCUGACAAAGAGAGAAAUAUCAAGGAGAAGGAGAAGCCCAAGGAGGAUAAACAAAAGGCUCACAAGGAAGAGAAAAAGAAAAAGUCCAAGGAAAAGUCCUCCUCAAAGGCAGACAGGAAAGGUGAGCCAAAAGAGGAAAAACAUCUAAAGGUGGACAAGGAGAAAAACACCAAGGAGGAGAAGGAGAAAUGUAAAAAAGACAAAGCCCCUAAAGAAGAGUCUGAGUAUGAAGGCUUUGACGUUAACAACCGUUUUCUCAACUUGGAGGACACAAAACUUAGUGCCUCAGAUGACCAUCAUGACAGAUGGGGCUCCGAGAUGUCCUCUGAUUCCUCCCUAUACUUGGAUGACAGCUGGGAUGCUCCCGUCAAAGAAUACAAGGAAUACAAAGCCAACAACGCAGUUAAACUUAUUGUCGAGACUGUUAAGGAAGAGACGAGAAGAAAAGAAAACAAAGUCAAGGACAAGAAAUCCGAUCACAAUGACAAAAGAUCGGAGAAAGAAACCACUUCUAAGAAGAAGGAGAAAGACUCAGAAAAGACAAAUGAAAAGAAGAAAGACUGGUCAGAAAAACAAAAGUUAAAUCACUCAGUAGAAAAAGAGAAGAAGCGGAAGGAGUCUACAGAGACUGUCAAAGACAAAAAAGACAAAGACUUUCUAGAGAACAGUCGAGACCGUAAAGACUCAUAUGACUUCGUAAAGGAAAGAAAGGACAUUAAAAUCAAGCAGGAAUCUGUAAGAGAUGAAUAUGGCAAUGAUACCUUCUUCAAAGAAAUUGAUGCUGUCGGUAAAGCGUGUGAUGUCAGAGAAAGAAACCAUUCUGGAAAGGAGAAAGAAAAGAAGGGCGAAGGAAUAGAAAAACGAGAAAAGACAAAAGUUGACAAGCACAAAGACAAAAUAAAAGACAGAGGAGCUGAUCAGGAAAAGGAUAAGAGUGAGAAAAGCUCUGCAGAAAAACCUGUCAAGGAAAAGGACUCAGACCGGGGCACCAAAGACAAGAAGGAAGGAGUUAAAGACAAACACAAGGAGUCGCAUGGCAAAGACAAAGAUCGAAAGAUGUCUUUAGAACAGACUAAGGACAAGAAAGACAAGGCCUCCCAAGACAAACAUGCUGAUAGGGAGAAGGAUUUCUUGGAGGUGAAGAAAGAGGAAAGAAAACCUGAGAAAAUCCGGGAAAAAACUUGGUACAAGAUAGCUGACAUCUUCACGGAUGAAAGUGAUGAUGAUGAGGACAGCUAUAAUGGUUCCGUGCCCCUUGUGUCUGAGUCCAUCAGAAAAGACUCAACACCUGAUCAGGAUGAACUGGAUCACUUCCCUUCAGAGAAAAUGAGAAAAUCUUCUAUAGAAGCUAAACAUACAACAGAAAAGACAAAAGACAAAGAACACAAAGAAAAGAAGAAGGAAAAGGCUGCAUUUGACACAGGCAAAGAAAGAAAGGGCUCCUUAGAGAAACACAAUAAAGACAAGAAAGAUUCUGUAGAGGUCAAACAUAAGGAGAGAAAGGACAGAAGUUCAGUUGACUCGAAUCAAGACAAGAAAAUUAAGCAGAAGCUUCUGGACAAAAGGGACACCAGUGAGGAAAAGACGAAGAGCAAAUAUAAAGACAAGCUGGAGCAUCCUAAGGAAAGGAAACCCUCAAAAAGCAGUGGUGAGAAUGAGAAAUCCCUGUUGGAGAAAUUGGAGGAGGAAGCUAUGAAUGACUACAAGGAUGACUCUAAUGACAAAAACAGUGAAAUCUCUUCGGAUAGUUUCACUGACCGAGGUCAUGAGCCAGUCCUCGCAAACUACUAUGACUCCAUCAGCCUCACUGAUGUUUCCGAGGACAGGAGAGACUCUCUGUCCAUAUCUACACCACAGGACAAGUUCAGAGAGAAAGAAAGGCAUCGGCAUUCCUCUUCAUCUUCAUCCAAGAAAAGCCACGACAAGGAAAAAGAAAAGAUCAAGAAAGACAAAGGAGACAAACGUGACAAGACGGAGGAGAUCAGAGAGUCCUACAACCGCAGGGAGAGUCUACCUUUUGAGAAGGAGCCCAUGCCUCUUGAAGCAGACCCUUACACUUUUCCAUUUGGAAGUAAGGGAGACGGUGAAGAUGACUUUGAUAAAACAUUGGAAUUUGAAAAAGAGAUGUCCAAAAAGGACAAAGACAAAACAACUGGUGUCAUUAGUGACAGGACAAAGGACAAAAAGAAAAAGGAGAAACAUAAAGAAAAAGUAAAGGAGGAUAAGACCAAGUACAUUGAUGGCUUUGCGACUUUGAAACACUCUAAAGAGGAUGUGAAGGCAGGGUUGAAAGAUAGUCCACAGGUCACCGUUCUAAAAGAAAGGACAAAAGAAGAGAGUCCAAAAUGCGAUAGUAAAAAAGACAGGAGUCGGGAUACAUUGGACAAAGACACCAGAACGGACCACUGUAAAUCUAAGACGAAGGAUGAAACUGAAAAGCUCACCCAGUCCAAAGAAACCGUGAGGAAAGACAACCGUCCCCGUGAAAAACUGCUGGUGGAUGGCGAUUACCAAAUGACAAGCUUUGGUCAGAUGUUGAGUCUCAAAGACCAGGAGAUCGAAGAGCGCCACAAGAGACAUAAAGAAAGGAUGAAGCAAAUGGAGAAACUAAGACCCAAGUCAGGGGACCCUAAACUCAAGGACAAGACCAAGUCCACAGAGGAAGUACGGAAAAACCGCACUGAGCUCUCAUCAAAGAAAUCCAACAGUGUGGAAUCUGGUCUUAAGGAGAAGAAGCUGAAGGAUGUGGGUCUCCCGGCCCAAAUGAUGUCCCCAAGCAGGAAGUUCCAGCCUACUGACUGUCCAAACUCAAAGGACUGGCUGACUGGUCCCCAAAUGAAGGAGAACCUUCCAGCUUCUCCCAGGCCAGAUCAAAACAGGCCAACUGGUGUCCCCACACCCACAUCUGUCAUCUCCUGCCCCAGCUUUGAGGAAGUAAUGCAGACUCCACGUACCCCAUCAUGCAGUGCAGAGGAUUACCCCGACAUUAUGUUGGACGGGCUAGACUGCCAGAACUCAUCAGCUAUGACGAUGUCAAUGAAUGCCUGCUCUCCUACCUUCUUUGAAAGCAGGUACUCUAACUCCCAGAGUUUCCAGGAGGGCACAUGUCCAACUCCAGCGAAGAACCUCCAGCUGCCACUUGUCAGCCGCUCUGCGUCCUCUGACGUCCGCAGGCCUCUAGAGGAUGAGUUCAAGGCUGAGGCUGACAAGUUCCUUCGGCAGCAGAGUGAUCCAGCAGCUGACUUUGAUCCGUCAUCUUCCUCUCAAACUAUAGACGACAAAUCUGCCACCGCAGAUAGACUGGAUUGCCUGCCAUCUCCUUAUUUUUCCCCAAUUAGGAUGAUGUCCCCUCAGCAGGAGCCAGCCCUUCGAACGUUAGAUGUGGCAGCACCAACUCUUUCUGGCACAGAGGGCAAUGAACACUUCCCUGACAAUGUGUACAACAGCUUCUUGCCCAAGCCCUCCACACCAGUCCACAGGCCAGACCCCCAGGAGCCCUGCUUCGACAUUGCUGCACCACCAACCCCAGCGCCCGCUGCAUUGCCACCGCUGGACAUCGAUGACAUCUCUGAACCUCACCACAGUGAGCCUAACCUGGUCCUGUCAGAUCUGCCCCCUGUCACUGAAGAACUCGAGCAAGAGCAGGAGCAGGAACAGGAGCAGGAGCAAGAGCAAGAGCAAGAGCAGGAGCAGGAAGAGGAAGAGGAGGAAGAUGAAGAGGAGGAGGAGGAUGAGGAGGAAGAAGAAGAAGAAGAAGAGGAGGAAGACUUUGAGGAUGAAGCUGAUGUGGAUGACAGAGCUGAUGGAGACCCCUCUGCAGUGGAUGAGCCAGAGCAAACAAGGGAACCUCUUUUGUUCUCCUCUCCAGUUGAGGACACUCUCAGGAAGAGCUGGCCAGCACAGUCUCCAGAGCAGCAGGAGCCGCAGCCCUCCCCCACCCACGCUGCACCGACCCGUGGAGAGAACUGUUUUGAUCACAGCAUGGGUUGGAAUGCUGAAAUGGACCUUAAAUCUCCCCACAGGACAUAUGGGGAGAUUGAGGCUGCUGUCUCCAAAAUCACCAGUCCGUACCAUUCUGACAGUGAGAUGCAGCACCUGCCUGGACACCCCUCUGUCACUCCCCCCUAUGCUGCCUGGAAUAGGUGGCACAAAGAGGACCCAGAGGACUUUGAUGAACAGAAGGAGGCUGUGGCGGACAUCCCCUCUCCGGAGAGGCCUGACACAAGUAUUGAUGAGGAACCCAACUUUUUAAACACCUCCUCGUCCUCCAAUCGACUGGAGUCUUUCUUCCAGGACUGUAACAAGCCUAGUAUAGAGGAGAGUCAUCAGAUGGAGCCUGAGUCAACCUGUGAAGAACCAGAGAGCAGACAGACGACCCACAGCUUCACUGCUGCCACUGAAAGCCUUGUGGCUCCAGCUGUGGCCCCUGUGGAGCCUGUGGUGCCCUGGGCAGACCCUUUCUCUGCGGACGCGGAUGAACUGGAUGACCUGGGACCGUUUUCCUUGCCUGACUUACCUCUACCAGACAAGUCGGAAGAAGCAGAGAGAGAGUCCAGGGACCCUGAACCAUCUGAUCACAACAAGAUUGCGUCGAGCCACAUAAGACACACUAUUACAGACAGAGAGGACCCUGACAUAAUGGUGGUGGACUUACCUAGCCUUGCUAAGACUCCAUGCACUGCUGGAGACCUAGGGUUAGCAGAACCUACCGGACAGGAUUUGGUUGAACCCUCAGUACAUGCCAACUUCCAGCAAGAGUUUCACCCUGAGUCUCGGAGUCCGCUUGUCAACAGCUCUCUGUCUCUGACACCACAACAGAGCAGCAUGAUAGAAGAGAAAGAACCGUAUGGAGCGCCUGAUGAACCCGAUUCCAGUAUGUUGUAUUCGUCUGUGAAAUCGGAGGCCAGUCAGCAGCAUCACAUCCAGAUCCACUCCCUCACUGAGUCGUUGCAGUUGCCCAUGGAUACAGUCUGCGCUCUCAAGUCAGAGGUGAGACAGGAUGAGAUGUCUGAGCCCAAAGCAGAAUCUGUGUCAUGCAGUCCUCUUCCUCAGCUCCCAGUGGCAGUCACCCUGUCCAGCACAGUGGAACUAACAGACAUUCAGGAGACCACAUCCAAGCUAACGCCGGUAACCCUGACCACCGUGUCCACCACUGUAGAUAUUCCCAAGAAGGUGGAUGAAAUCCCUCAAAGAAUUACCCGCAAUCGCGCCAAGAACAAUCCCUCCGCUGCUGCUCUCCCUCCUACCUCCAGCAUCAUAACCUCAUCUGCCCCUGCAACCCCUGUAACAAUCAGUCCAACCGUGACCAUAAACCUAACGCCCACCAGAACGCCAACACCCACCUCCGCCUCUUCUUUCCCAGCUCUGAAGAAAGACAAAGAGUCUGUGCUCACUGUCGCCUCUGCUCCAGCUAAUACCACCCCGGCGUUGUCUGUUCCUACUUCUGUGACAACUUCUGCAUCAGUGGUCAUCAGUAAGACCACGAAAGGUCGUUCUCUUCCAGUGGAAGACGAUGAAUCUCAGACCCAGCACCCAAGGAAGAGGAAAUUUCCUCGUUCUGCUGGUCAGCAGGUGCAGGUCCAGUUGGUGAACACAGCCAUGCAGCAGACCAGGGAAAUGAUUCAGCAGACUUUGGCUGUAGUAGUUAACGCCAUAAAGCUUGACGAUAUCGAGCCCUACCACAGUGAUCGCUCCAACCCUUACUUUGAGUACCUGCAGAUCAGGAAAAAGAUUGAGGAAAAGAGGAAGAUUCUGUGCUUCAUCACCCCACAGGCCCCACAGUGUUAUGCUGAGUAUGUGACCUACACCGGCUCCUACCUGCUGGAUGGCAAGCCCCUCAGCAAGCUGCACAUUCCUGUGAUUGCCCCACCACCAUCGCUGUCAGAACCUCUGAAGGAGCUUUUCAGACAACAGGAAGCAGUGAGAGGGAAGCUCAGGUUGCAGCAUAGCAUAGAGCGGGAGAAGCUGAUUGUUUCAUGUGAGCAGGAGGUUUUAAGGGUCCACUGCCGAGCAGCCAGGACAAUAGCCAAUCAGGCUGUGCCCUUCAGCGCCUGCACCAUGCUGUUGGACUCUGAAGUAUAUAAUAUGCCAUCAGAGAGCCAGGGUGAUGAGAACAAAUCUGUGAGAGAUCGCUUCAACGCUCGUCAGUUCAUUUCCUGGAUCCAGGACGUGGAUGAUAAAUAUGACCGCAUGAAGACGUGUCUGUUGAUGCGGCAACAGCACGAGGCAGCCGCAUUAAACGCAGUGCAAAGGAUGGAGUGGCAGUUGAAGGUCCAGGAGCUGGACCCAGCGGUGCACAAGUCCCUCUGUGUCAAUGAAGUGCCGUCCUUCUACGUGCCAAUGGUCGACGUUAACGACGACUUUGUCCUGCUGCCUGUAUGACACACCUGUACCCACAGAUUAAAAGCAAACUUUGUCUGAAUCACUCCUCUCAAAGAGACUUCGUUGAACAGAACGAAUGGAAAGGGCUAGCAAGUUUGAAAGAGGACUUUAGACAAGACAAAAUUAUAUUCUAUAGAAAAAGAGUAAAGAUGAAAAACUUGCUCUUGAUUCCCUUCCGUGAAGAAGGAAACAUGUUUUUACUGGGGUAAAGAAAACACACAACUUGCACUUUUAUCCUUAAAGUUUUUACGCUUUUGUUUGAUCAGAGUGUGAGAAGCAGAAACCGUUUUUGCUUCGGGGCUCUGUCAUCGGGACACGACUCCUCAGUGCUCAGUUUCAGUGAGUCGGUGGAUAGAGAUAUAUUUUCUGCAUUCUUUUUUGGUCCCUGCUUCAAUAGCCCCACCACUGGGAUGAGGUGUCAGAGAGGAGCUCUCCCAACAGCGUGGUGCCUGUCCUGAGGGAGAACUGAGGAGAAGCCUCCCCUGUUGAUCCAGGGCUCCUGGUGGGCCACGAGAACUAAACCCGAGUCCGGCGCUGACCCCGGUGAAGUCAACAGAGCCAGGGCCGCAUGGACAGCUGGGGUGGACAGACCAGGAAGCUAUUACCAGCCGCUGAUGGUCUGGGGGCUAUAAGAGCAUAUACCCAGAGGGUGCCCUCUUCACACGGCACAUGGCCUGCCUAACAGUAGUGCAACAGGGCCUGCAGAAGGCUGGGUAACCGCAGAGGGAGAUGUGUGUGCACGUCAGGGCCCAGUGUCUGAGAGGAAGAGACUGAUCCUGCAGCCUCUCAGCCUGGCUAGAGGAGGACAGGCAUGGCUCUCUGAGGACAGACCGGAGUGUUCCUCAGCCACCCUGCUAGUUCCAACACAAACACAUCAGACCGCCCAUGGACUGCAAAAACACCAGAGGACAACCAGAAGAAACAAACAUAACGAAUGUUGAGAUUCAAAGAGACUAUUGAGAAAUUUGUGCUUUGGCAGGAGGAGAGAAAUAUUGUUUUUGUCUAUUUCUUUACUUGGGCAUUUCAUUGUUUCUGAGGAAGUGACUUGAAACACUACAGAGCCAAUAUUAGUUUAAUGGAAAAAAACAAAAAAAUAGAAAAAAAGUUGUAUUCAGUAAAUUAUGUACAGUUUUGAUAUUCGUUAACCAAUGUAUUCUUGCUGCCUUCUAGAUAAUUUAUUUUGCCACACAUUACUGCACAGUUGUAAAUAACCUAUGUACUGUAAUAUCACUCAGUUAAGUGUAAAGAAAAAAAACAUAAAAGAAAUAAAAAUGAUCUUCUUAUGUACAGUUCACUUUUGGGCAGCACUUUCCCCCCCCCCCCCCCUCGUCAUAUCCAUGGGCCAAAAUGUGUACACGGUUCUGUCAGUAUUUGAAAGACUCCAGUGCACAGUUGUAUGAUCCCAUCUCUAGAUUCAGCCGGGCUUCAGGGAAACACCCCUGGACGUGGAUCACCACAACUCACAGAUAGCUGGCAGAGAACAUUCUGGAUUAAACCGGCCUCCCAUAGGCCAACCACCACAUAGUCCCUCAGAUGUAGCAGAAUAGUUGUUGAGGAUUUAUUUAAAGAAUAGACAGAGGAUUAUUAUUCAUUGCUUUACUACACAAUUAUAUCUGAAAAAAUUCGAACCAAGAAAAUGCCUUUUUCAGUGAAAAAAAAUGUACUCAUUGUUGGGCAAAAUCACAUAUAUAUACAUAUAUAUAUAUGGGUGGGAUGAAAGUGGGCGAGAUGCGAUUAACGAGCAAAACCCAUCAUGUUAUGUAGAAUGGUUUCUAAUUUAAUUUUCCUUCUUUUUCAUUUACCAAAAAUUGGACUGAAAUCAUUACCGAGCAUCACAGAUCACCAUAGUUACUGAAACCAACAGGAAGCAGGUCUAUCAGCACGCCAUACACUACCUGUUCUCCAAGCCUGUCAGCUCUCACAUUGAAUAGACUGAAGACCUGGAACACCCAUUGAAAUGUUUUGUUCCAUACUGACUCAACAUUGGUUUUUCAGUCAGGCCCUUUAUGUCCAAUGUUGGGGGGCAGCAUUUUUUUUUUUGCUGUUCUAAAUUUAGCCACUGGGUGGCGUCAGUUUGUCAGACCACACAAUAGUUUAAUUGGCUUUGCAUCAAACCUUAGGCCUUUGCCUGAAUAGGUGUUUUAAAAAUAUAUUAACAUUUUAUAACAGUCAAUAAGGACAUCAUUUCCCUUAUAGGAAUACAAUACAACACCUGGCUUAAUCAUUGGCUUGCACAUUUGUAUUAAUGUUUACCUUUAAUCCACAAGGGGUUUGUGUCACCAGAGAUUUGAAGGUUACUCCUUCAUAUUUUUCUGUUCUUGUAUGGCCCAAGCAGACUUAAAUCUCCAAAUGAACCAAGCAAAUGGCAAGACAUUAACACAAACUGUAGGAGGGGUAAUGUAUAGCGAAAUGCUGAAUAGAUCGGGUUUUUUUGUUGUUGUCCUAAUUCAAAUUUUUUGUUGAAAUGUUGAUUUGUGAUGACUUGCAUUGAUUCUCUAUUUUGAAGUUGAUCUUUGUUUGGAAAAGCUUUCCCGACCUACCACAUAGACUUCCUGUCUGUGUGCGUGAGCUGCUCGUUUAUCCUGAUGGCAAUAUUACCUGAAACGUUUUAAGUUAUUUACACACUGUCAGUCAGUAUAGCUGUGUAUGGUAUGUCUAGUCAAGUGCAAUGGUUGUUGCUAUUACACUGUGCAGACAAGGUGGCUAGAUGUAUAGUCCUGGAUAUUUUUGAGAGAUACACACAUCCCGGUUUGGUAUACAUAGAAUUACAUAUUUGGAUACAAAUAGCCAGAAAUUUGUUUUUUAAACCCCUGUUUGUCACGUUUCUUGUUUUUAAUUUGUUGUUUGAUUCUUUCACAGUUUUGGGGGACGAGGUUUAAGGGUGUAGUUUGUUCACAGAAUCCUUGUGUUUUUCGAGCUCAGUGUAUGUAGUUCUGAAUGUUGUUGUGUUUAUCUUAGGGGGUUUUGGUUCCUGUAUAAAGCAUAAACACCAGUGGCAUGUCAAUCACGUUGCUUAUCGAGCAGAAUGUAUACCGUUACUAUGCCCUGACCGACCACACCCUCACUAUUGUUUACAAGACAUCAAGCGUGAUUUCCGUUUCAUGUGACCCCUUUUUUAACGGUUAAAGCCCUGCCUUUGAUUUUGUUUCUGUAAUCAGUCAUUUAUUUGAACCACAAAGGCUUGAAAUGGUGAUGAUUGACACAAUUUACAGACGAUUCCUCCCCCUGUCUGCGGUACACCGUUGCACCGAGCAAUAGACUAAACACAACCAUCUGCAAUGAUUCUUCAAAGUGAAUAUUCAAGUGAUUUCUGGGUAAAUUGAAUACAAACAUACAUCAGUUCUCUAAUGCACAGUAGAGCACUUGGCCGUGGUGAUACAGAUGCUAGCCUGACCCCACCUCAGUCAGCAACAUAUUACCUCUACUCUCCUCACAUUCAAUCAUGUUUGUUUGAUUUGUUUUGUUUCUUACUGGACAUAAAUAUACAUAAUUGCUAUUUUUUCAUUCUACAGAAUCACGAUUUCAAGCCUUUUUUCUAGUUUUUUGUUUGUUCCUUUUUGAUUAAAACCCAGACUGUAGCUAUUUCUUUGUUCCUUUUUAGAGUGGAAAAUGACUAAUAAAAAGCAUGGAGAACUACUCUUUAAAUGGUGAGAAAUAACCUAUUUAUUAUCUUUUUGUUUUUUUUCUGACACCUGUGGUAUGUUUUGAGUUGAAGUUGGUCUCCGCUGUGUAAAUUUUCCUCCUUGUAAUGCGUGAAAGAGACAUACUGUACAUAGCUCUGUAAAUAAAACCUCCCAGGACGUUUUGCACCCUCCUCUUUGUACUAGUCUGAAAAAUUGCGUAGAAUGUGGGGUUCUAACAGCAACGAGCUGCGUGCGCUUGCUGCAGGUGAUUAUGAUGUAACAAUGUAACAUUUUUUUAUUUGUACAAUGUAGUUUAUUUGUGUACAUAUUGUUGGAGCAGCUAAGAGGGGGGAGGGGGGUAAACAAAGGGGGGUUGUUGAUGCUAUCGUCAGUGCUGUAACAGAAAUCCAGUACUUUCACCUCUAGCUGUUGUUGAUUACCUGCAAAAAAGAAAGAAAGAAAAAAACAUAAAAAAUAAAAAUGUGAGAAACUGAAAAUGAGGAUGGAUGAGAAAAAAAAGACUAAAACUGAAAAGUAAAAAUUCUAAAUUGUUAUUUUCUACAGUUGCAUGUACAGAGAGCGCGAGAACUGCUGUUGUUCCUCAGAGAUUAUGUUCGUUAAUAAAAUUUUGAAAUAUUA